Messenger RNA from Trypanosoma rangeli, 615 nucleotides. Its product is annotated as histone chaperone ASF1. Gene Ontology annotation, molecular function: histone binding. NCBI's taxonomy places the organism in Eukaryota, Euglenozoa, Kinetoplastea, Trypanosomatida, Trypanosomatidae. The transcript has a single exon. Gene Ontology annotation, biological process: DNA replication-dependent chromatin assembly. The coding region runs from base 1 to 615 and encodes 204 amino acids. The record is from RefSeq and is a predicted model, not a curated record. Gene Ontology annotation, cellular component: nucleus.
AUGACAACGAGAUUGGUGCUACGCGACGUCUCUGUCGUGGGCAACAACCCCGCACCGUUUAGCGACCCCAUUGCGCUGAAGGUUGUCUUGGAAGUGUUUGAGAAGCCGCCUGUUCACGCAAUAGAUGUAAAGUUCACGUGGAAACCGAUUUGGGACUUUCCGGUGGACCAAGAACUCGACGAGUUUGAGGUUGGGCCGCUCUCAACACUAGGGAGGCAUGAACUGAUGCUUCAAAGCGAUCCGCCCGACUUUGCACAGAUUCCCGAUCCGACGGGACCAACGGCAUUGAUUGUCUCCUUCACAUACAUGGGAAGGGAGUUUCUGCACUUGGGCUACAAUGCCGUGGUGACGUGCGAGGGUGAGAUGCCAGAUGUUUUUGAGAAUGCGGAGCCGUUGCGGCGUCAUCUUGCGCAGUGCUUCCCGAAGCAGCUAGCAAUUGUGUGGGAUGAGAAUACCGGGGACCUUAUGGACGGUACCAGCGAUAAUGACAACAAGAGCCACAGUGAGGCCAUGACGGGUGGUUCCGAUGAUGACGAUGAAGAUGACGGCAUGAAGGGAGAAUGCGCCUCCGAUAGCGAGAGCGGGGAGCCGCCACUUAAAAAGCUCAAAAAAUAA